Aspergillus puulaauensis is the source of this 999-nucleotide messenger RNA. RefSeq names its product SMP-30/gluconolactonase/LRE family protein. The transcript is spliced from 2 exons. Lineage: Eukaryota; Fungi; Ascomycota; Eurotiomycetes; Eurotiales; Aspergillaceae. The coding region runs from base 1 to 999 and encodes 332 amino acids. The record is from RefSeq and is a predicted model, not a curated record.
AUGCCACCUGCAACGCCAUUCCUCAUACACGAUGACAGGUUCCGGGGGAUCCUCGGCGAAAGACCGACUCUAGAUCUUCUCGCCGAGAAUGAGGCGUACCCUUUUGCCCAUGAAGCGGGCGUGUUCAUUCCGUCGCGCGAUGAACUCUACAUCACGAGUAACAUCAUUAAAGAUCCAUCCGACAGCCGGCGAGUGCAAAUCACCAGAGUCGUCCUUGACAGGAACAAUCCCUCAGGACCAGUAACAUGUGACGAGCUCUCCUGUCCGAUUCCCAUGGCUAACGGAGGGGUCAAUUACAAGGAUGGCGUCCUCAUCUGUGCGCAGGGGUCGAUGUAUGCGCCCUCCGGGUUGUACCAUGUGCAGACAUCACCUCCAUACAAGUCAACCGUGAUAAAAUCCGACUUCCACGGCCGCCCUUUCAAUUCAGUCAACGAUGUUGUCGUCCACAGCGAUGGGACUAUCUGGUUCACCGACCCGACCUAUGGCUAUGAGCAGGGGUAUCGACCACCUCCACGCCUGCCGAGCCAGGUCUACCGGUAUAAUCCCGAUACUGGGAGUAUUCGCGCCAUGGCAGAUAGUUUCGGGAAACCAAACGGUAUUUGUUUCUCGCCGGACGAAAAGGUUGUCUAUGUGACCGAUACGGACUGGAUGUGUGGGGAUGGGACAACGGAUGACACGCGGGUGUCAUCAAUCUACGCAUUUGAUGUCAUCACACGCCACGACCAGCCCUUUUUAGCCAACCGGCGGCUAUUCGCAAUGGCGGAUAACGGAAUCCCAGACGGCAUCAAAUGUGACCUGGACGGAAACGUGUACAGCGGUUGUGGGGACGGAGUCAACGUCUGGUCUCCAGGAGGCGAACUUCUAGGACGGAUAUUGCUAGAAGGAGGCGUUGCCAACUUUUGUUUUGGCAGAGAUGGGGAGGUAUUCCUUUUGAAUGAGAAUCGGCUGUGGAGGGCGAAGCUGAACGGGGGUGUCAAAGGGGCACUUCUUGGUCUUUAG